Closterium sp. NIES-65 is the source of this 843-nucleotide messenger RNA. The record is from the annotation of a GenBank genome assembly. NCBI's taxonomy places the organism in Eukaryota, Viridiplantae, Streptophyta, Zygnematophyceae, Desmidiales, Closteriaceae.
AUGCCUCCACUUCAUCCUCCCGUCGCCCCCACUUUCCUUUCCCGUCGCCUUCAAUCACACCUGCCCAUCGCCUCCACUCCCCCCUCCCGUCGCCUCCACUUCCCCCUCCCGUCGCCUACACUUCCCCCUCCCGUCGCCUACACUUGCCCCUCCCGUCGCCUACACUUCCCCCUCCCGUCGCCUCCGCUUCCCCCUCCCGUCGCCUCCACUCCCCCCUCCCGUUGCCCCCACUAUCCCUUCCCGUCGCCUCCGCUUCCCCCUCCCGUCGCCUCCACUUCCCCUUCCCGUCGCCUCCACUUCCCCCUCCCGUCGCCUCCACUUCCCCCUCCACUCGCCUCCACUCCCCCCUCCCGUCGCCUCCACUUCCCCCUCCCGUCGCCCCCACUAUCCCUUCCCGUCGCCUCCACUUCCCCCUCCUCUCGCCUCCACUUCCCCCUCCCGUCGCCUCCACUUCCCCCUCCCGUCGCCUCCACUUCCCCCUCCCGUCGCCUCCACUUCCCCCUCCCAUCGCCUCCACUUCCCCCUCCCGUCGCCUCCACUUCCCCCUCCCGUCGCCUCCACUUCCCCCUCCCGUCGCCUCCACUUCCCCCUCCCGUCGCCUCCACUUCCCCUCCCGUCGCCUCCACUUCCCCCUCCCGUCGCCUCCACUUCCCCCUCCCGUCGCCUCCACUUCCCCCUCCCGUCGCCUCCACUUCCCCCUCCCGUCGCCUCCACUUCCCCCUCCCGUCGCCUCCACUUCCCCCUCCUGUAACACCUCGCUACCCACUGGGUCAAAACGAGGGUUGCGUUACACCUCCCGUCGCCUCCACUUCCCCCUCCCGUCGCCUCCACUUCCCCCUCUAG